UGCGGCGGCGUCAGGGGCAGGGCGUGAUGCGCGCGGCGGAUGGGAGAUGCCCAGGGAUCCAGCUGCCGGGGGAGCUGGGCAACCUAGUGGCCACCCUCACGUGCUGACUGGGACUGCCGAGGGGAGAGCGGAGAAAGAGAGCGAGGUGGCGGCGGCGGCGGCGGCGGGAGCAGCCCGAGUUGGGUCUCGGGGAGAGGACUUGAGGGCUUGCUCCAGGGCAGCGCCGACGUGCUGGGCUGAUGGAAGACAAUAAGUAACUAGCGAGCGAGGAAGCGAGCGCCUGCCCCCGAGGGAGCCGGAGAAAAAGAAGAGCAGUGUUUCUCAAGGAUCUCCAGAGGAAGAAUGUGCAAAAGAGAAAGAUGACAUCUCUGCAUCCCAAUGAAAAGCUGAAAAAGAUUACAGAGGAGACAGAAACACAGCAGAAGAAUACAGACUAGUUAAAGAUGACGGAAGGCCGACACUGCCAAGUACACCUCCUUGAUGACAGGAAGCUGGAGCUGCUGGUGCAGCCCAAACUCUUGUCAAGAGAAUUGCUGGACCUGGUGGCAUCACAUUUCAACCUCAAAGAAAAGGAAUAUUUUGGAAUAACGUUUAUAGAUGACACAGGUCAGAGCAUCUGGCUGCAACUAGAUCACCGAGUUCUUGACCAUGACUUGCCCAAGAAACCAGGUCCAGCCACUUUGUACUUCGCCGUGAGGUUUUACAUUGAGAGCAUAUCAUUUCUGAAGGACAAAACAACAGUGGAACUCUUUUUUCUGAAUGCAAAGUCCUGUGUGCAUAAGGGGCAGAUCGAGGUGGAAAGUGAAACAGUCUUCAAGUUAGCAGCGCUCAUUUUGCAGGAAGCCAAAGGGGACUAUACCAGUGAUGACAAUGCCAGGAAAGACUUAAAAACCCUGCCUGCAUUUCCUACCCAGACGCUUCAAGAGCACCCAUCCCUUGCUUAUUGUGAGGACAGAGUAAUUGAACAUUAUCAAAAAAUCAAAGGUUUGACUCGAGGACAAGCAAUUGUUAGGUAUAUGAAAAUAGUAGAAGCUCUGCCUACUUAUGGAGUCCAUUACUAUGGAGUGAAGGAUAAACAAGGGAUUCCUUGGUGGCUCGGGAUCAGCUAUAAAGGAAUUGGCCAGUAUGAUUUACAAGAUAAAGUGAAGCCUCGAAAGUUGUUUCAAUGGAAACAGCUGGAGAACUUAUAUUUCCGUGAAAAGAAAUUUGCUGUCGAAGUUCAUGACCCUCGAAGAAUUUCGGUAUCAAGAAGAACCUUUGGGCAGAGUGGACUCUUCGUGCAGACCUGGUAUGCCAACGCUUCUCUCAUCAAAUCCAUCUGGGUGAUGGCAAUCAGUCAACACCAGUUUUACUUGGACAGGAAACAGAGCAAAGCAAAAAUUCCCUCCGCCAGGAGUUUAGACGACAUCGCCAUGGACUUAACUGAUACAGGCACGCCAAAGGUUUCCAAAUUGGUGACUCUGGAGGCAAAAAACCAGUUCAUCAUGGCAAGCAACGGCAGCUUGAUCUCCUCAGGUUCUCAAGACUCAGAGGUCAGUGAGGAACAAAAGAAAGAGAAAAUAAUGGAACUGAGAAAGAAAGAGAAGCUUCUGCAAGAAAAACUUCUGAAGAAAGUGGAGGAGCUUAAGAAGAUUUGCCUGCGCGAAGCAGAGCUCACUGGUAAGAUGCCAAAGGAGUACCCACUGAAUUCAGGAGAAAAACCCCCUCAGGUCAGAAGGCGUGUAGGCACGGCAUUCAAAUUAGAUAACAGCUUGCUUCCCAGCGAGGAGGAUCCUGCUUUGCAAGAGCUGGAAAGCAAUUUUGUCAUACAGCAAAAACUGGUGGAAGCUGCCAAGAAACUUGCCAGUGAGCCAGACCUCUGCAAAAAUGUAAAAAGAAAGCGGAAGCAAGAGUAUGCAGAUGCCGUAAAGAAGCUGCAGGAGAUUGAGAAUGCGAUUAACGAAUACCGAAUUACAUGUGGCAAGAAACCAAGUCAGAAAGCAACCCUCAUUUUACCAGAGAUUCAAUUUUCCUUCACAGAAGAUAUAAUCCCAUCCGAAAGCAGUUCUUUAUCAGAUACAACAACCUAUGAUGAUGCCAAUGAUUCCUUCACCCUCCCUGCCCAACGGUCCAGUUCAGUUCCGCAUUCUCCAAGAAUUCCUCCACCCAAGUCGCUUGGUCUGGAGAGAAUCCACUUCAGGAAGUCUUCCAUGAAUGAGCAGCUUAUGGAAGGCCGGCAGUCCAGAGAAAUAUUGUCAACACACAGCAGUCCCUAUAGGACUCUGGAGAGGCGUCCCCAGGGAGGCAGAAGCAUGCCGACCACCCCUGUUCUCACCCGAAAUGCCUACAGCAGUAGCCAUUUAGAGCCUGACUCUUCCCCACAACACUGCAGGCAGAGGAGUGGAAGUCUGGAGUCUCAGACCCAUCUGCUCUCUGAACUCGAUGGUGACAAGCCAUUCUUUUCCCUUUCCAAAUCCCAAAGAAGUAGCAGCACAGAAAUCCUGGAUGACGGCUCAUCCUACACUAGCCAGUCAAGUGCAGAAUAUUACUGUGUGACCCCCAGUGGGGGUCCCUACUAUGCCACACAAACUCUUGACACUCGAGCGAGGGGCCGGAGGAGGUCCAAAAAGCACCACGUCUCCACAUCCAAUUCUGGGAGCAUGCCCAAUCUGGCCCCAAAAGACAUGAGAAAUGGCGGCUAUCCCAAGAGUCAAGAGCAGCCUUCUUGCAGCUACUUUAUCUCUGGGUACCCGCCGUAUGCUGACUGUGAUCUUUAUUAUAGCGGAGGUUACAUUUAUGAGAAUGACACGGAGGGUCAGUACAGCGUCAACCCUUCCUACCGCUCAUCAGCACACUAUGGGUACGACCGUCACAAGGAGUACAGGUCCUACCAUGAAGAUGAGAUGGACCGAGUGCCCCAUAACCCGUAUGCAACUCUCCGACUGCCCAGGAAGGCACCCGUGAAAUCUGAGCACAUCACCAAAAACAUUCACAAGGCCUUAGUAGCAGAGCACCUUCGCGGCUGGUACCAGCGAGCCUCAGGACACAAAGACUUGGGUCACAGCUUGCAGGCAAGCUUGGAUUCAGACCGAGGCUCACAAAGAAGUCUCGGGUUCUCUGCUCUGCAGCUACCCUGCUCCCCAAGCAGCCGAGCUUCUUCCUACACUUCAGUGUCUUCCACAAGUGCGUCCGGGAACUGGAGGACCCAAUUAACUUUAGGGUUGGCUGAUCCCCUCUCACAUUCUUCUUACGCCAGCUGCUACGGCAAUGUCUACAGUCCUUUGCCACCUCCAAGCAGGCAGAACAAAGAGCUUCUGUCCAGGCGAAUGGUGGUAUCUGCAGAAAUGAGCUCAUUUUUAAAUUCUCUUAUGCUCAGUAUAGCCAGCGGUAACAGUAUGCCGAGGCCAGUCAACUGGACAGUACAAAUGGGAGCCGGCUGGAAAACAACAUGGACAGUAACGAACAGAGGCUCUUUUGGCACGAAGAUUCGAAGCCUGGAACAUUAGUCUGAACUGCCACCUUGAGCGCUUUUGUUCAAGCUGUGCAUUCUAACCCCAGUGUGCCUUGCCCAGUGUGCUGUUCUUAUGAAAAGAAAUCUUCUUCAGAGAUUCCCCAAAUAUCAGAAGCCAGAGAAGACUUGAAUCUUCAGAGUCCACAGACACCAAUUUUUUUGUUUUCUUUUAAAGAGAAACAUCCACCGCCGUCACCACCACCACCAAAAAGCCCAUGACUCGCUCCUCGAACUCCACGUGGUUGGCGUUCCAUGUUUUGGUGGCGUCUUUUUGUUGCAUUUUUUUUAACCCUCGACAAGUUCGAGAACUUGGUUGAAGUAUUUAUGUUGAAGAAGCACUUUUUAGGUGUUGUAGGCUAAACUGCAGAUCAAAAGGCGGGGACUCUUUUCAAGAGAAAGCGAGAGUUUUCAGAGCACAAUUCAGAUGGACAAAUGGAAGAAAAGUAACAUGACUUUUUUUUUUCAGGCAUGAACUCAUAAUGACAAAUAUAUGGAUUCAUGAGUUCAUGAAGUAUCCCAUACAGACACGUGAGGACUGGCAGAUUUUAGACAGUAUUGGAAAACUUACUUGAAGGAAGGCUGGAUUUCAAUGGGUUUCAAUGUUUUUAAGGCAAUGUACAGAGUGACAUUUUUUGCCAGCACCAUGAAGUGGAUUCUGAGGGGGGGUGGGACGGGAAUGACAGGUGAGGGAGGGAGGUCCAAGCGAGGCUUCGGAGUUUCCGUCAGAGCCUCAACUAUGACUCUUUCUUCAUGGUAGCAGAAUUGGGAGAUGAAGCAAUAUGUUGAAUUAUUUACGAAUGUGCUUUGUGCAUUUCCAAAGGUACCAUUUCACUGUGCCUGUGAGCUCGUUUGUCACACCGAGCUGCAUGGUGAACAACUGUUUGAUUGGUAUGAUCCCAUUGGGCUACCGUACUUCAUGGCCACUGGGCUAGGGAUUGCUUCCACUGUCAUAAAGUUCUAAAGAGAACACACUGUGAUGGCCAAUAUUUUAAGGUGAUGCAAAAAAAAAAACCCAACAUUCAGAACAACUGUGCCUUACGAUUGUGGGCAUUAGACUUGAGCACUAUUGUCUGAGUGCUAGGUGCGAUUCUAGGUCACCAAGUGACGUCAAUAAGAGUGCUCCUUAAAAAUAACACUACAAGUGAGCUCCACGAUGCGGUUGCCCGAAUUAUGAGGCUAAAAGCUACCUCGCAUUUUCUUUGGAGGAACAGAUAGAGGCGAUGCAGGAUUUUUCAGAAGCAUUUGCUUCCCUUGUUUAUGAAAAGGAUUCUCAUUGCUCAUCUCUACUGCGCUUCAGAAUCCCAUCUAAGGUGCUCUGGUGUUUUGUUUUCUUUUUAUACAGAUGAUUAGUAACUCCUUGUGUAUAUUGUGAAUAGAAAAAUUUCUGACUGACUUUUUUGAACAUUUUUUACCUAUAUCCCAAAGCAUGUAAUAUAUACACAAAGAUGGAUUUGUUAAACUGGUCCUUAGUCAUUUGUAUCAUUAGAAAUGAAGUUUUGUUUUGUUUUGUUUUAUUUUGGGGGGAGUAGAGAAUUAAAACAGAAGAAUUAACUUAAUUCCUUUUUUGCAUAUUUGUAUAAUGCGCUAGAAACAGAAAUGCCCUUUUGCAUAUCGUUUUUCCUAUUCUGACUUUAAAGACCUAUUAUUUUCACAUAGGUCAAUAAACUGAAAGUGUGCUAUUGAAAA
Molecule: messenger RNA, 5176 nt
Organism: Phascolarctos cinereus (koala)
Lineage: Eukaryota; Metazoa; Chordata; Mammalia; Diprotodontia; Phascolarctidae
Gene: FRMD4B
Product: FERM domain containing 4B
Biological process (GO): establishment of epithelial cell polarity
Cellular component (GO): bicellular tight junction; cytoskeleton; adherens junction
Source: RefSeq, a predicted model, not a curated record